AUGGCAAUGACGGGCACCACGCUCGAUGCUGGCAACACUGCGAACAAGAAGGAACAGGAUGUGGAGGCAAAAAGUAUGCAGUUGCACCAACAAGCCAGCCUCGCUGGAGAAGUCACACUGGUGAACCAUACGUACAGUCAAGCGGCGAUGGAACACCUGUGGAAGAUGCUUCAGCUUGGUUGGGACACUCGGGAGAGCGCGAAGAUUGGUGCCUUUGGCUUUCUGGUUGUUUGGGUGUGUUACAUUGGUGUCAAUUUGAUGGGCAUUGGCCUGCACUCUUAUGGCUUUUUCCUGAAAUGA
Molecule: messenger RNA, 300 nt
Organism: Durusdinium trenchii
Lineage: Eukaryota; Dinophyceae; Suessiales; Symbiodiniaceae
Source: the annotation of a GenBank genome assembly